CACAAUGUCAUGUAUAAAAAGAGUAUAAAAAGAGAAAUCAUUAGUGAUAGGUUCAAAAGAGCUUAGCUCAGCAAAGGAACAUCUUGAUCUCAUUAACUAAGGAUUCUUCUGCUUUCCAGAGUGAAAAUGGUGCGAUAUGAAGUGACCGUCUUCACUGCCGACCUGAUCGCUGCCACCACUUUUAACAACAUCUUUAUUAAGCUGGUGGGCACAGAUGGGGAGAGCGACCGCACAUGGCUGGUGGGCUUUAAGGGGGCUGCGUCCUUCUUCAAGGGAGCAGUAUCUUCUUUUUCUGUGUCCUGCCCUAACUCCAUUGGAAAGCUAGUGCUGAUAGAAGUAGACAAACAGCGUCUCCCACUAUUCCCAGAAGAUAGUUGGUUCGCUGCCAAGGUGGAGGUGAAAUCCCCGGAGGGAGACAACUACAAGUUUCCCAUCUACCGCUGGAUCAUUGACAGCGAAAUUCACCGGUUCAGAGAGGCAACAGCUCUGAGAGUCUUUGAAGACAACCAUCAUCUUGGCAGGUACAGUCGGCAGCAGGAGCUGAAGCAGCGAGAGGAAGACUAUCGCUGGGAUGCAUAUGCAGAGGGAAUACCCCACAACAUAAAGGCAGAAGACCCUCUUUCUCUGCCUUGUGAGGUCCGCUUCUCCUUCACCAAGACUGUAGAGUUUUUUUACACUGCAUCGACAGGGCUGGUUGAGCUGAACUUAAAGGGACUGGAUGAUUGCAAGGAGAACUGGACUGACAUUGAUGCUAUUAACCGAGUGUUCUGCUGCAGAAAGACUGACUUAUCAGAGUAUGUCCAGCAACAUUGGAAGGAUGAUGCUUUUUUUGGCUACCAGUUUCUAAAUGGCGUCAACCCCAUCUUGAUCCAACGUUGUACAGCUCUGCCUAACAACUUCCCUGUCGAUCAUAUCCGUAUCAAUAAUCACCUCCGUGGUCCACAUGGCUUGCAAGAUGAAAUGAAGAAAGGCAACAUAUUCCUGUGUGACUACAAGCGUUUGGACGGAGUGAAACCAAACACCAUCAAUGGCAAGAAGCAGUACUUGAUGGCUCCCCUCGUCCUGCUCUACAGAACACCUGAAGAUAGUCUGGUUCCGAUAGCUAUUCAGCUGAAACAGACUCCAGCAGAUGACAAUCCCAUCUUUUAUCCUUCUGACUCUGAGUAUGACUGGUUGACGGCAAAGAUUUUUGUGAGAAGCGCAGAUUUCAAUGAUCAUCAACUCAACACUCACCUGCUGCGCACUCACCUGCUGGCUGAAGUUUUUGCAGUGUCACUCCUGCGCAACGUGCCCAUGGUGCAUCCUCUGUACAAGCUCCUCAUCCCUCACACUCGCUACACUCUGCAGAUCAACUUCUUGGCUCGACUUCUCCUUAUAUCUGAGAACGGAGUUUUCACAAAGUUUGCAUCUUCUGGUGGAGAGGGAAUGAUCACAAUCCUGAAGAAGUCACUGUCCUCAGUGACCUACAGCUCCCUCUGUAUACCAGACGACAUUGCUGAGCGUGGGAUGGAGGCUGUGCCCAACUUCUACUACAGGGAUGAUGGACUCAGGCUGUGGGAUAUCAUCCAUAGGUUUGUGCAGGGAAUUCUCAGCUACUACUACAAGAAAGAUCAUGAGGUCCAGCAAGACUCUGAACUGCAGACGUGGAUUCGGGACAUUUUUGAACAUGGAUUCCUUUCCCAAGCAGGCACAGGAGUCCCUCAACGUUUCUCCACUGUGGAUGAGUUGGUCAGGUUUGUCACCAUGGUGAUUUUCACCUGCUCAGGCCAGCACUCAGCUGUCAACUCUGGACAGUUUGACUACGGUGGCUGGAUGCCCAACACUCCCAUCACCCUGCAACGUCCUCCACCAACCACAAAAGGGACAACAAGUGAGGCCACGAUGCUGCAGACAUUACCCAAGGUCGAUGCAACAGUUCAGGGAAUGGCAACAAUGUGGCUGCUCAGCAAGCGGUCCUCUGACUUUGUCCAUCUUGGUCACUUCCCAGAGGAACAUUUCAGAGAGGAGAUUCCCCGCAGGCUGAUAAAGGAUUUUCAAAAAGAGCUUGAAGUUCUAAGUACAGACAUCAAAACCAGAAACAAGAAUCUUGAUGUCCCAUACACAUACAUGGAUCCAAAGGAGGUAGAGAAUAGUGUGGCCAUUUAAUAUCAGGCAGUUUGACCUCCUCAGCUGUUGAUGAAAUUCAGUUUCACAUUAACAAACGGUGAGGGAGGGAAGAACAUCAUGCUCUGUUUUGUGCUGGUGUUAAAAUGGGAAGAAACUACCCUAUGUGAUAAUCAUAUGCAGAUUUGUGAUUUUUUACAGCCUAAAUGAUUUAAGUGUGGUGAAAAAUUACCAUUUUAAAUCAUAAUCCACAUGUUAAAUCCUCUUAGUUUUCCACUGAAUAUACAUUGCAGCUUAUUAUAAGUUGUAUAAAUGUAAAAGACAAGAUGUAAAGCUGCCAGAUUGAUGCGUUUCUUACAAAGACAUGUAUCUCAUGCAAAGUGUGAAAAAAGUUGAUUUUAUUCUUUCUCGUCUCAACACAAGAAUGAAUGAAUCAGUUCUUCUUCUCUGAGUAUGUGUAGUUGUAGUUUUGCACUGCUGUGACCAAUACAGCUUGAUCUGUACGUGAGUCUGUCUGUUCUGCGCCUGCUGUUGUAGAGAACUGUUUUAAACCUGAACGUUUGUGUGUUUAUCAAUAAAAAUGAUUUCACAACCAA
Thunnus maccoyii (southern bluefin tuna) is the source of this 2699-nucleotide messenger RNA. Its product is annotated as arachidonate 12-lipoxygenase, 12R-type-like. The transcript has 15 exons. Gene Ontology annotation, biological process: linoleic acid metabolic process; lipid oxidation. Gene Ontology annotation, molecular function: oxidoreductase activity, acting on single donors with incorporation of molecular oxygen, incorporation of two atoms of oxygen; iron ion binding; protein binding. The record is from RefSeq and is a predicted model, not a curated record. The coding region runs from base 127 to 2145 and encodes 672 amino acids. NCBI's taxonomy places the organism in Eukaryota, Metazoa, Chordata, Actinopteri, Scombriformes, Scombridae.